UUGCAGGAGAAACAACAAUGGCUUACAACGGACCGCCGCGACACUUCACUGCUGAAAAUGUCGACAUGGGGACAACUCUCAUCGCAAUGGAAUUCGACGGUGGUGUUGUGGUUGGAACAGACUCAAGGACAAGUUCUGGGAGUUACAUAUCAUCGCGCGCUACAGACAAAAUUACACCCGUUACGAAUCGAAUGGUUGUUUGUCGCUCGGGCUCUGCUGCAGAUACGCAAGCUAUUUCUGAUAUUGUGAAGUACUACAUUGAAGUUUAUUCAAUGAUGGAAGAAGAAGACGUUACUGUUGGCCGUUCUGCUCAGAUCUUUCGGAAUUUUCUGUAUAAAUAUCGUGACUCUCUAUCAGCAUCAGUUCUGGUUGCUGGAUACGAUGAUGUUGAGGGUGGACAGUUGUAUGCAAUACCACUUGGAGGUUACGUAACUCGACAGCGAUGCGCGGCGAGUGGUAGUGGCAGUACAUUCGUACAAGGGUUUCUUGAUAGUCAGUGGAAGUCGGGAAUGACUGCUGAAAAAUGCAAGGAAAUAGUGCUCAAUGCAGUAGCUCUAGCAACAAUUCGUGAUGGUUCUUCCGGCGGUGUUAUUAGACUAGCUGUUAUUGACAAAACAGGCACUCAAAGAAUGCUUAUUCGCCCGGAUGGGAAUCAGUUUCCAAAAUUUGCUGAUAUCCCUGCACAUUUAACAUAUCCGAAACACAUUAUUCAGUGAUCAAAUUCUUGUUUGGGAUUGCAUGUGUUUUGAUGGGAAUCUAUGUGACGACCUGUGAAUAACACGUUUUCAACUAUUACGCAAUAUUAUAAGAUAGAUUAUGAAACAUGUAACAUUUUAGUUUACUGAAAAAGAUUUUUUUGCACGGAUAGUAUAUGAAAGGCGUUUUUGUUGAAGUUUAAUUAAUUGACUGUCUUUUGUUAUUUUGGU
Loa loa (African eye worm) is the source of this 926-nucleotide messenger RNA. Its product is annotated as proteasome A-type and B-type family protein. The record is from RefSeq and is a predicted model, not a curated record. Gene Ontology annotation, cellular component: proteasome core complex. Gene Ontology annotation, molecular function: threonine-type endopeptidase activity. The transcript is spliced from 7 exons. NCBI's taxonomy places the organism in Eukaryota, Metazoa, Nematoda, Chromadorea, Rhabditida, Onchocercidae. Bases 18 to 716 code for a protein of 232 amino acids.